Capsicum annuum is the source of this 1245-nucleotide messenger RNA. Its product is annotated as photosynthetic NDH subunit of lumenal location 5, chloroplastic. Gene Ontology annotation, molecular function: peptidyl-prolyl cis-trans isomerase activity. The transcript is spliced from 7 exons. Gene Ontology annotation, biological process: protein folding; protein peptidyl-prolyl isomerization. NCBI's taxonomy places the organism in Eukaryota, Viridiplantae, Streptophyta, Magnoliopsida, Solanales, Solanaceae. Bases 236 to 982 code for a protein of 248 amino acids. The record is from RefSeq and is a predicted model, not a curated record.
GACUAUAUAUAAUUUGAGACGAAGGGAGUCAUAUAGAUUAUCCCUAUUAGUAUUAUUUAAUAGAGGAUAUUUUCACUAGGUGUAUUAUCACCAAUCCAAGAAAAUCUUACCUAAAUCGGUCUAUACAAAGGGCCGAGGCUCGUCAUCUACGUCCCUGGCCUCAUUUCUGCCAACCACUUCUCUCUCUCUCUUGUUUUUCUCUGCUGCUAACUCUCCGUACCGAAGAACCGCAACUAUGGCAGCUACAUUUUCUACUGUAUCGAAUUUAGGUUCACUUUCAGCUCCCCGAGUUGCGAACCCUACAUAUGCUGUUUCUCCCAAGCUGGUGAAAUCUUCAUUCUCAUCAUCAUGCUUCUUUUCUGGAUCUUUGCGUCUCACAACUUCAUCGAACCGUUCGGUUUACAGAAAAACCGGAGGUUCAUCUGUUUCCAUUCAAGCUUCUGCGCAGGUGACCGACUUGCAAUCCAAAGUGACACACAAAGUUUAUUUUGAUAUCAGCAUUGGGAAUCCUGUCGGAAAGCUUGCUGGGCGAAUUGUAAUUGGAUUGUAUGGUGAUGAUGUGCCCCAGACAGCAGAAAAUUUCCGUGCACUCUGCACAGGUGAAAAGGGCUUUGGCUUCAAGGAUUCUGCAUUUCAUCGUGUUAUUAAAGAUUUCAUGAUUCAAGGGGGUGAUUUCGAUAAGGGAAAUGGAACUGGUGGUAAAAGCAUAUAUGGUCGUACAUUUAAGGAUGAAAACUUCAAGUUGGUUCAUACUGGACCUGGGGUUGUUAGCAUGGCUAAUGCAGGCCCUAAUACCAAUGGAAGCCAAUUCUUCAUUUGCACUGUAAAGACCCCAUGGCUGGAUCAGAGGCAUGUUGUAUUCGGGCAAGUAUUAGAAGGCAUGGACAUUGUGAAAUUGAUCGAGUCCCAGGAGACUGAUAGGGGUGACCGUCCAAGGAAGAGGGUUGUCAUCAGUGACUGUGGUGAGCUACCUAUGGUAUGAGGCAGGAAUACAAAUAUCUAGCACUUUAUAUUUUCACACAAUGGGUAUAUGGCCGUUGUGAGAUAUAGAGGAUAUUCAGUAGUGAGUUUUCAUCCAAACCCAAGGCUUUUUUCCUGUUCUUUUUCUGGGCCUCUGUAGGAUUUCGAAUUACAGGUCAAAAAUUCUUACUACCAGUGAGUACGUUGUUUUCCUGUUAACCUGGUUUGCAAUUUCAGUUAACAUUGAAUGUUUAUAGAUGGUAACAGACUACUGUUGGUUCUCUA